This is a messenger RNA of Tigriopus californicus, 7282 nucleotides long. RefSeq lists its product as uncharacterized. Gene Ontology annotation, molecular function: chromatin binding. The transcript is spliced from 7 exons. The record is from RefSeq and is a predicted model, not a curated record. NCBI's taxonomy places the organism in Eukaryota, Metazoa, Arthropoda, Copepoda, Harpacticoida, Harpacticidae. Bases 1 to 6195 code for a protein of 2064 amino acids.
AUGGUCACAAGUCAACUUCUCUUGCCCAUAGCGCCCAUAGCGAAACGAUCCCCCGGGAAAGGUGCCAAAAAAGUCGGCACCUCUAAGAAAGUGGCUAGUGGUGGGAAAAGUACCGUGGAGGUUCCAUCCCACAAUGAAGAUGAGGUGAACGAGUCUGAAGAAGAAAUUGUCAGCACAUCAAAACGCAAGGUUCCUGCGAAGAAGAAGAAGCAAAUCGGGACAGGAUCCAAGCGGGGCCAACCCAAGAAGAUGAAGAAGAAGGGGAAACUAUCCGUGGCUGAAAAGAAAUCUGGAAAAGGCAAGGAAUCGGACGGUAUUGAUAGUAAUUCAUCGUCCGGUGAUGAAGCCUUGUCGACCGAUGAUGAAGAAGAGGAAAAUGAAGGGUUAAAAUCUAUCCGCAAACCACGCGUCUCCACCGUUCCUAAGAAGAAAACACCUAUCAAAUUAUCUGCUAGACCGCCGAAAGUAACGAAGAAAGGAGCUAGUGGUCGUAAGCAGAAUGAUAAAGGGGAUAUUCCUGAUGUACCCUCAUCGGAGGAUGAUGACGAGAAACAAGAAGAAGACGGAAUCGACGAAGAGGAAAACGUCAGAAGUAGGACUUCCCGGAGACAAACACCAAAGAAAAAUCGUGCCCCGCAAGUGAAGACCAAGGUUACUCGAACGCCCAAAAAGAUCCCUGUCAAAAGGCAAGUCAACGAUCCUUCGUCCGAGGAAGAUCAGUCAUCGUCAACAUCUGAAGACGAAAAUUCAAAAGCCAAAAAUGGCAAGCCCAAAGGCAACAAAAACUCUUCUCAAGUUUCUGCCUCCAAGAUGGGCAAAUUUCAAAAGCGAUCCCCUCCAAAAGGUAGGAAACCUGUAUCCUCUUCAGACGAGGAUGCCGAUUCUUCUGAAGAUGAUGUUGACAAGGGAAAUCAAAAGAAGGGCAACAAGGGAAGAGCAAAAAUGAUUGCCAAGAAGACUGCAAAUUCGCGUGCAUCCGCGAAACUCAAGUCUACGACAAUGAUGAAGAAGAAAACGGCCUCGAAGGCCCUCAUGGCCAAGAAGAAGUUGAAACAAAUGCAAAGCCUUGGCUUUUGGGGGGCUCCUCCCCGCCGUGCAGCAUCGUUAAAUGCAACAGCAGUCAUGCAUUGUAUGUACGAUCAAGACUUGCCGCCUUCCAAAACAGGAUCAUUAGCAUCCCCGAAGAACGCAUUAAAGCUAAAAAAGAAUGACGCCUCCACCCCAAAGGACAGAAAAGACCUGAAAAAGAGCAAACCCCAGCCCAGACGUAGUGCCACAGCCAAAAUGAGAGAAGCUAAAGAAGGGGAUGAAGAUGUUGAUGAAGAGGAACAAGAUGCUGACGAAGAAGAGGAGGAAGAGGUCGAUGAAGGCCCAACCCAGAAUCAUUCUGAUGCCGACGAAAUGAAGAAAACCAAGAACACCAAGAAAGCCGACGCUCCCAAAUCUCGAAAGGGAGCCUCCUCAAAGUCGAAAAUCGUCCUGAAGAAACAGAUGACAAAUUCUGAAUCUGAUGAUGAUGACGACGACGACGACAACGACGAAGUCGAGGAGAACGACAAGAAAGACGAAAAAGCCAAGGGGGUGGUCAAGACCACGUUGGAAAAGAAGUCUAGAGUCGCCAAGGCAAAGAGUAAGCCGCCCACCUCUGCCAAGAAAAAGCAAACUCAACCCAAGAACUUGAAGCGAAGGCGAGCCUCCUCAGAGGAAGAUGGAAAUGACGAUCGGGCAUCAGAUGGGUCGGCAACUGAUACGGAUGAUGCACGAAAGAAGGAGGCAACUCUAAGCUUAAAACAGCAAAAGAAAAAGAAGUCCUUAAAAGACGAGUUCAAAAUGGACAUCAGAGAUAUGAUUGUGAAGAAACGCAUUGCAAGUUUAAACGCUUCGGCGAUCAUGUCGGCGAGCUACUCGCAGUUGAAGUCACCACCAUUGAGUCCCAUCAAGGCACUGGCGCUGAAAACUGACGAACCUAAGCCAAUUGUAGAACUCUCUCCAACUCAUCGCGGCUCCAAAAAGAUUGGACCAAAACAAAGUGUUCACGCUCCCAAAACUGGGAAGAAAUCUGCAACCAUCCCCAUAACGGCGUCUUCAUGUAUCAUGCAGAAGAAACGAAAGAUUUCCUCUGCCACACCAGAUGAACAACAACCGAUUAUCUUUGAGAUAGAGGAUGAGCGGAUCAAGUCUUUACUCAUUGCUAGUGCCAUGAAAAAGGCCGGAAACAGUAGUGGUUUGUUGGGCAAGGACGAAAAAACCCACAAGCUUCCACCCAAGAAGCGAAAAUUGGAAAAAUGCGCCCUCACUCCCAUCUCGGGGAGUGGAGCGCAAAAGAAAAAACUUCAAUCUGGAUUCCUCAAAUAUGACGAGAGUCCCAAGGGGAAGAAAAGAAAGAAGAAGCGAAAGAAGAACAUCAAUGUGGAUAUGAGUAGUAGUUCGAGCAGCAGCGAGGAUGAGAGUGCCUCGAAUGUCACCUCAGGAGAAAGUGACAUUGAAAAUAAGCAAAUUGAAGUUGUUGAUGAUGACGACGAUGACGACGAGAUUGAAACCAUCUUCACGGAAGGUGCUCGGAGUGAAGGUAUUGUGUCGCGUCUACCAGGCGCUGCCCACGCAGUUUUACCUAGUGCGGAAAAUCCUAUGGCUCUAAAAACAGAGAUGAAUAAGGUGGAUGUGCAAAUCAUGGACAGUGGUAGAGUAAUUCAUCACCAUCAAGUGGUUCAUCACCGAUUUGAGACGAUUUCCACCACUACCUCGAUGGUCCCGCGAUCGGGUAGUAGAGGAAAUCAGUCAGUUCAACAGGACGAUGGUAGCACUGUUCCUGGUAAUGGAAAAUAUACUCCCUUGGGAGCAUUGGCCUCUCUUCAGCCUGGCAAUGGACAUCCUACUCCAACCCCUUCACAAGGUGGAGUAACACCUGGACCUCCAGCACCCGCUCCCAGAUUUCCAUCCACGUAUCAAGGUUUUUACCAACCUGCUGGUCCCCUGAUUCGCCCGGGAUCGCCCGCCAACAAUGUCGUCCCUCCUACAGCGACUGUCCAGCCUACGGUGGUGUCCUGUGCAGCUUCUGGAUCAGGUGGAAACCAUCGCCCUUCUGGAGGUCACCCGGGCUCCGGUUUAUCCCGGGAGUCCGAGUUCUCAUCCAGUCAAAAGAACAUCCCAUCCACAUCGCCUGUUAAGCCCACGCCUCAACAAGCCUCAGCUCCCUUACCUCCGGCCACAAUGGCGGCACCUCCAUACCCGCCAACGUAUCCGUACCCAUAUCCUACAGAAUAUCUACCCCCAGGGUACGCGGCUCCUCCACCAUCCCACAUUCCCUAUCAUCAGGGUACCGCCCAGCUGCCUGGAGGCCCGCCUCCACCUCCACCGCAAGCACCUUUGCAUUAUGCUCCCUAUCAUCCUGCUGAGUUUCGCCAUCCGUCGUAUCCUAUGUAUCAUCAUGCCAACCCAGCCGCCACGGCGCCAGGCUAUCCUCCCCAAGGACCUUACUAUUUGGCACCGGCCUUGCCAUAUCAUCCCUCAGCUUUGUCGAGUACCACCAGCCCAUCCUCCUCCACUAGCGGAACCCAAGUAGCUUUGUCCGCGCCACAUCCUGCUGGGACUGCGUUCUACUAUGGAGGCUAUUCGGCUGCUGCAUAUCCAUACACCGCGGCGGCCCCCCCGGGACAUCAGCCUCCCCCUCCCCAUUCGAUGGUUCCACCUGGCUUCCCAACUCAACACCAUCAAGCCCAAACAUCGAUUUACUCGUAUUCGGUGCAACACGAUCCAAAAAACGUCCAGGCUGGGUCCCAACCGGUUGGUAAGGGGCUGAACAGCCAACCUCCACCGCCUCCAACCUUUGCCACCACACCCACCACAGCCACCUCCAUUGUAGUCUCCACUGGAGUGAGCACCAAGUCGGUCUGUUCAGCCAAUUCCAAGAAAGCGCCGAAGUCGGUAAACUCGUCAAGUAAAGACCUUCGACCCACCCUGAAAGUGCCAACCCCCAAGUCACAUGGUGCGUUGCCUAGCCAAGUAGUACCCAAUGAAGUGUACCGAACCAUUUUACCUCGUCAACCACUUCCACCCAAAGGUCCGCCCGGUUAUAGCAAGUCCAAAAGUAGCCGGGCUCGUAGUCCCCCUGAGGUUGCCGUUGUGGCAGCUUCUAAAGCCAAAGUGUCAAAUGUGAAAGCAUGCAAUCCACCUAAUCCCGUACAGCCAUUUGUGGUAGGUCAAACCACCAUUCAUCCGGUGGAUCCCAACGCGAUCCGAAAGCCGCACAAACCUGUGGUUGUUGAGUCUCAAAUGGCUACAAUAACACCCAAGAUGAUGCCGAUUGUGUCGACAGCGGCCUCUAGGACGUCGUCUUCCACAGGAAAAUCAUCAUUGCGAGAUUAUCGAAAGCCUGCCAAAUCCAAGCACCAAUUGUCAUCCCCAGCGACGAUGGCCACGAUUACGCACUCACAAUCCUCUCCCAACUCAUCAUCUGGAUUGAAGUGCAUCCCAUCCGUGAUUGUACCUAAUCCGCCAAGUGAGAAUAGGGCAAUAAAUCCUCCAUCCACCGCGAUUUAUCAACAUUUACCCAAAGGACUAACCAUAACUGAAAUCGAUCGUUCUCGGUCAUUGUCGAGCAAGUCGUCUGUCAAAGGUUCCAAGAUUACCACUGUUCCAUCCAAUUCCGAAACCUUAACGGCUACCACGAGUCAAAAUCCUUCCGCGACCUCGGCAUCGUCAGUUUUUUCCACCUCUUCUUCUAGCACUGCUUCGUUGAUGACUGCACCGCACAGUAACGGGCAUCGAUUUCACUUAAUGCCAGUCAUCAACAUUCCUGAUCCACAUAAAAAUCGUCGCCCUCCACCACCAACUUCGACUGGACAUCCUGGGCUACCCAAUGGUUUGCUUCGCAUGGCCCACACAUCCUUGCAACAACAAUCUCAACCGCCUCCGCCGAAGAUUGCCACGAAAGUGGUGCCCAAGGACCUGAAGUCGCAAUUGGCUUUGAGCAAAAUCGCCCUAUCCAUGGCCUCGGGCACCACUAGCCAAGACGGUGGAAGCCAAGGUGGAUAUCAAGCAUCAAACUCUUGUUCCACCUCUACCUCCAGCACGAGCGUGUCAAAAAACGGUCAACCCCCUCCUCCACCUUCGAUAUCCGUGAGCAUGGCCAAGAGCGCAGCCAUGGCCCUCCAUCCGCAUCAACAUCCCAUUCCCAAACUUCUGCCUAAAAAGUCAAAGUCGACUCUGCUGAAGACGCGUAAGGUCAAUAACAAUAAACCGACCCUUCUUCUGAAUGGUGGAAGAAGCACGUCCAGUCUUAAAUCGACUUCAAGGCUGUGCGGCGUUGGAACUGCCAGUCCGGGAUCCUCACGAUCAUCUAGUCGAAAUAGUAGCCUAUCCCCUCGUGAGCGAUCAGGUUCGAGUUCCAAGGGAGGAUCAGCCACAGUUCCUUUCUUAGGUGUUGGAGGGGGCAAGUCCGUUAUGAGUAGUGGUAGCAGUAGUGGAAGUAAUAAUAGUAGUGGCGGUGGAAGCGGAAAAGUACCUCUUAGCCCGCUUUCUCGUGGUUCAUCUUCGAUCAACAAGAAGAAGGUGGCGAUCAACCAAUUUCAAGGACCUCUGAUACCCUGGAGCAAGCGGCACAACGGUGUGUUGAAAUCUUGCAAUGGCUGGCAAUGGGUCGGCGAGGGGAGCGAGCAAAAAGUCUACCUCAAUAAUGAGGAGCCUCCUGUUCCACGUAUUUGCUAUGAUUCGAUGAAACACUGCACUGAAGGCGAUGUGGUCAAGAUCAGGGAUUGCAUUUUGUUGGCGUCGGGCAAUCGUAAGAAGGAUUUGCCUUUCAUUGCCAAAGUCACUGCUCUUUGGGAAAAUCCUACUGAUGGUGAUAUGAUGAUGAGCCUUCUGUGGUAUUAUCGUCCAGAGCAUUUGGAGAGCGGCCGCCGCUCGGAUGACAUGUCAGAUGAAGUCUACGCCUCUCGGCAUCGGGACAACACCUCGGUCGCUUGCAUUGAGGAUAAAUGCUAUGUUAUGACUUUCAAUGAGUACUGCAGGUAUCGCAAAUUUCUGCGGAUGGUGGAUCAAGGCCUGUCUUGUGGCACCUCCAUUGUCCCAGACCCGUUACCCGGCUACGAACGAGCCGAGUUCCUUCCCACUCAACGCGUGGCACCCGAUCGGGUGUUCCUCUGUCGACGUGUAUACGAAUCCCGACAACGGCGAUUACUCAAGAAUCCGUAUUGACUUGGAAAUAAUAUCAGUACGAUAUAAAUCAACCAACAACAUACACAGCAACUGAAAGUAGUAAGUGCUAAUUGUCGUCUUCGUCCUAGUUGUCCUAGCUACUGACGAAAAAGAAGAAGAAUCCAUGCCGAUGCUAAAGCUAAAGAACAAAUACCUCAUGAGACUGAUGAUUACAAGAUGAAAUAUGAAUGAUGCUUUAUCAUUAUUAUCGAUAAACUAAUAAUAAAAAUAGAAUACAAGUGACCCCCUUUCCCUGCACCCUGCCCCUAACAACCUUGGAAUUGCUUUUAAUGUGGAAAGAUCUGUGGUUCAAUUCACACCUCUAUUCUCUGCUUCUCUCCACUGCCUCCGCUGCAGACAUAGUUUUAUUUUGAUGCUAUAAGCCCAUCGAACAAUUCUAACGUCAAAGUGUUUAUUUAUUCAAGAAAACUAAGACUUUCAGUUAAAUUAUCUCCAGUAUCACGAAGGGUUGAUUAAUGAAAUACACACUCAUGUCCCAAUUCCCCCCAACACCCUUGAUGCCCCAAUUGGAUAGUACUUCACUGUAUGUAUGAAUGUAUGGCCUUCAAGUAGUAGUCCAAUCACAAAACGUCGACCAUUACGAGUACUCUGAUUGAAACAAACAUCUCUAGCCUUCCAAGUCUUUUCUCAUCCGGACAUCCCUCCCCCCUUCCUCAAUUAGUAACAUUUGAUUCACUUUAUAUUUAUCUCCGCAGUAUUUAUUCCCAAGUGACCUGCGUUCGUGUCAUUGGAAGUCCCAUCAAAUCCGUUAUCAACGUUUACAAUUUAUUCAAUACCAAAAACUGUCCCUGAUCAUUCCCCCGCGUCCAUCUCAUUAGAUGUAAGGACAUCUUUUUUUGACCGAAAGGUGUUAUUAUCGUCAUUAUUAUUCCUAAUAUUAUAUUGCCUUUGUCAAUAUCAUGCAAAUUAUGAUUAUCUUAUUAUUACAAACCCGCUUUGAUUCAAUCAUCAUGAAGAGCAAGAAUAUCGAUAUUGCCAUCGAUUUUGUCUUGGCCCUAUUCGUUCGUUGUUUUUAUUGUUUGUUUGGGUAAAUACAUUGAUUUAUUUCGAACAAGAACAAGUCAAA